AUGUCUAUCGCCUCACCAACCGUCCUUCCACGACAUGCACGCUUUCCGGUUCUGCUCCCAGACCUUCCACACCCUUACCCUAUACCACCACAAAAUCAGGGACGGUCGUAUGGACGUCUCAAAGCGAUGCGCAAUCUGCAACGUGAAAUGGAUGAUUUGAGCGAUGAGGAAAAUGAGGUGGAGGAAAUGAACUCCAACGUUCGACACCGAGGCUUUGGCACUCUGAUUCCCAUUGGACGUACAUUGACGCAGCAAGAAGAAAAAAACGACGCCGAGGAUGAAGAGUCUGACUCUGAAUCUGGACAGUCAAACGGGCCACCAUCCGUUGGGGAGGAUAUUGCAGAAAACUCGACACAAGACCUCGAUGCCAGCAUGGAGGAUCUCGAUGAAGAUGGAGAUGAUGACCAAGACUCUGAUGACGAUGACGAUGAGCCAGAAGAGGGUUCUUCCGAAUUGUGA
Messenger RNA from Mycena indigotica, 459 nucleotides. RefSeq lists its product as uncharacterized. NCBI's taxonomy places the organism in Eukaryota, Fungi, Basidiomycota, Agaricomycetes, Agaricales, Mycenaceae. The transcript is spliced from 2 exons. The record is from RefSeq and is a predicted model, not a curated record. Bases 1 to 459 code for a protein of 152 amino acids.